Molecule: messenger RNA, 1607 nt
Organism: Aegilops tauschii subsp. strangulata
Lineage: Eukaryota; Viridiplantae; Streptophyta; Magnoliopsida; Poales; Poaceae
Source: RefSeq, a predicted model, not a curated record
CUAGCGCCGCCUCCAUCGUCGUGAUGGAUUCCUCCAAGGUCGAGACUGCCGAGAAGCCCUCCGGCUCGGUGGACCAUCCCUGCGUGGAGCGGCUCCGUCACCGGCGACUCCUCGCCUUCCUACGGGAUCAAGGCUUCCAUGGCGCCUACGCCGAGGUGACGCGGAAGACGGGCGUGCACAUGAGCCUGCGCCACCUGCGCGGCCUCGUGGAGCGGGGCCGCUGGGCGGACGCCAUCGCCUACCUGGAGCUCCACCUGCCGCCGCCGCCCCGCCCGCGGAGCUCCAACGCCGACCUCCUCCACGCCUUCCUCGUCACGCACCGCCGCUUCGCCGACGCCGUCGCCGGCCACGUCGACCCCAGCGCCCUGCCCGGCUCCUACUUCGAGCUGUGCCAUAGCGGAGACGUCGGCCACGGCGAGCUGAGGCUCCGCUCCAUCACCUUCCUCGUGCUCGGCUUCCCCCAUAUCAGGGCCGACAUGGACUGGGAGAGUGUGAGGAGCAAAGCAUCGUUUGUUGUCUGGAGGUUGGCCACCGCUACCCUGGAGCUGCAAGGCCGCAUCUCACUGCCGACCGCCGCGCCACACCAGCUACUUCCCGUUGCUCCUCCCGGUUUGUCCCGAGGGAGGGGUCACGUCAAGAAUAAGAAACAAGAAGGCUCCCGGCCGCGACCAAAAGCUAUCAUCAGGGCCAUGAAGAGCCACCUCAUUGCGCCUGCGGAUAAAGAUAAAGUGUCUGAUGAAAAAGCACGUGAAUCGCUGGCGGAUAUCCUUGAUGAAACUUUAAAGGCUGGCAUAAUUCCCAUGGCACGUUAUCCAGUAGGGAACCAAGGAGUGUCUGGUGCUACACCCUUGCAGUUGCAGAAAGUGUUGUCAGUCCUUGGGAUCUCACCAGCAGAGAUAAAUCCAGAUGCUCCAGGCUGCCAGCACAUAUCUGCUACUUUGACAGCUGCAAAAAUGUUAGGGGCCUCGUCACCGGCAAAUGCAGCAGGUGCUCCAACCUGCCAGCCCAUAUCUGCUAUUUUGGAAGGUGCAAAAAUGUUUGGGACCUCGUCACUGACAAGUGCAGCAGGUGCUCCACCCGGCCAGCCGAUAUCUGCUACUCCGAAAGAAGUAAAAAUGUCUGGGGCCUCGUCACCGACAAACGCAGCAGGGUUUUCACUGGUAGAGAACGUUACGUAUGAUUGAAGGCAUCUUUUAUGCCGUGAUAAUAGCUAAUAUAGUGACCUUACUAGCACUUAGGGGGUGUUUGGUUACAGGGACUUAUUGGUGUAGGGACUUAAAUAAGUCCCUUUAAGUCCCAUCUAAACCAAACAGGAGGGACUUAAAGUGGGCAUUUGAGACUUAUGAAAUAAGACUCUCAAGGAGGGACUUAUAGGGACUUAUAGUUGUAAUAUGGUCUUUUAGUCCAUGUUAAGUCCCAGGAACCAAACAAGUAGGGACUUAUAAGUUGGGACUAAAAAAAGUCCUAGGACUUAUGAACCAAACAGGGCCUUAUUCGGCUGAAGCAGGUUCUCACACCAAGAGAAAGGAUACGAGCGAUGAAGCGACUACGACCGUCGAGGAAGUGAAGCGGCAGCGGACCACAGCGGCAUUUGGUGAAGCAAGUCC